AGCGUACUGGUCCAGUACUCUGGAUGGCUAUCCAAGAGAGUGAAGGCUGUAAUGGUACAUAGAGCGGAGCAUAGAGCAAGCAUGUUUACCAACACGGAGUCUGGAUGAGUAAUCUUCCCAUCAAAACAGACAUUUAAUUUCUUCGGCGAGUGUAGUGUCAAGGUGUCACUGUCAAAUGUUUUAAUUGUUAAUUGGGGCUGGGCUGGACGUUGCUAUAAAAAAUUAGGAUUAUUGUCCCACGUGCCGGUGUUCUGACUUACAACUAGUUACAACAACCACGCUUUGAUUUCGAGUUUCGGGAACUUACAUAGUUAACAAAUGUUGUUUCUGCACAGCUUUAAACGUAACUAUUAUUAACAUUAUUGUCAAGUUGGUUGGACCAGGCAAGCCAAGCUAUCAUUCCGUACAAGAGUACCGGAUGUGGUCAAUUUAUCCUCAUUCGUGAUGUGACUAAUAGUACGUCGGACUUUACAAGUUUCACAUAUUUAUCCUGUUGGUUGAAUGAGCUGACUGCUCAGAGAUAGUCCUACAUUAAUUUUUAAAAUUACUAGAAUCGAGCGUUAAAAGAUAUAUUUUUUCCACGCGUUUGAAACCAAUUAAUGUAAGGGGGCGUAGAAUAACCAGUCCAAGGGUUUACAUAUUUGCUACGGAUUAAAUAGUGAAUCUCUCUAAUAAAAUGUCGAAGCAGGCGGAAAAGAUCAAUUCAUCAAUGAUCCAUAAGACAGGAGACACAACUGCCAUGACCUUGUCGAACCCCAAUGACAUCAAAUUCGGAAUAACCACUCCUUUUCGCGAAUCAGACAAAGGAGGAGAACUGGUCCAUUUGCCGCAUGACAAACCAAUUGCAUUCGCAGUGGAAACCGUUUGCAAAGUCUGGUGUUAUUCAAACCCCAGUGAUUACGCCCUCAAAUUUUCAGAACCACCAAGUCACUACGUCACGGAGGAAAGGAGGAAGGAGCUCAGUGGAAAAUUAGUGAGCAUGCAAUUCUCUCCAAUCAAACUCUGUGAAGAAAUCAUGUCCAAAAUGAAGAGCAACAACGACAAGGAAAUUGUGGAUGGGAUGGCAAAACUUUCGAGAAACGCUUCAGACCCCACGGUCGCGGAUGUGUUUGUGGGCAUUGGGGGUCUCCCAACACUGCUGGACUUGAUGGAGAAAGAGAAGCCGAUUGAUUGGCAAAAGGAGGGAUUUGCUUUUGCCCUACAAGCUCUUUUGGACAUUAUGAUGUUGUCCAACGAUGCGACGUGGGACAAAGUGCAAUCUGGAGUAAUUUCGAGGGUCGCGUUCUACGUAAAUCGCCCUUCCUCAUCUCCUCCACCAAAAUUGAUCGGCCCUGCGUUGCAGGUUUUGGAAAACGCAAUUGCUUCUGGGAAUGCUUACGCUCAAAUAGAAAAGGAAGUCAGCCUUACAACUAUGAAAAUGCAUAUACAAACCUCUGCGGACUCUAGAGUUAAGCAAAAUGCUCUUGCUCUUAUAAAUGCUUUAUUGAGUAAAGCUGACCUCUCAAAACGGAAAUCACUGGCGACGACACUCGGAUCUCCAAAGUUCCGCGAUACUAUCAUUGAACAGUUUCUAAAGUCGCCGGGAGAUCGAUCAUCAGAAACUACACACGAGUUAUAUGUCAUGCAAACAUUACUUUUGAAUAUGUUGGAUGAGAAAAGGCAGACACCAGUUAAUGUACAACAGGUACAUCCUUACACCUUCGUUUCUGACGACCAGGAUCAAGGGGCUCUCUUUAAAAUCAAAGAGUUAUUUAGAAUUGCAUUCGAAUCUGCAGACUCUUCUGGAAAUUAUACCGCCAUCAGUUUUGACACUGCGAAUACGUAUGCGGCUAAAAGGGAAAAACCAAAUGCGAAGAGGGACUAUCAACGAUUAGGAUUCACGAACGACUCUAAUCCAGAAAUGGAUUUUACCGUCGUUCCACCCGGGACACUGGCACUGGAUUGCAUGUAUCAUCUUGCAACAGUGCACACUGAAAACUACAAUAAAAUUGUUUUGGAUGGGAUUUGCCGAGCCAGUGGAGCGGAGUGUCCUUUUGCCCGAUCAUCAAUUAGUUUGGUCAAUGUAUUAUCUGAACUACUCAAAAUGGGGGAACAGCCAGACGAACAAAACGGAACUUUUUAUCCCUUUUUCUUUCGCCAUGAUAAGCCCUUCGAAGAGCUGUUCUGCAUUUGUUCCCAGUUGGUCACAAAAACUUGGAAAGAAAUGAGAGCAACCGCUGAAGAUUUUGAUAAAGUAUUUGACGUGGUUCGAGAACAAAUUGUUCGCACUUUGCGGAAAACCCCUGAGACAUUUGAAGUUGUGAGAAGUCUAUUAAAUGGUAUGUCGUAUGCUGAAAUUAUGAAAAUUCGUCAGCAAGAGCGGUCUAGUCGUGAAGAGUGGGAGUUACAAGCGCAGCCUAUUCAAGAAUUAAGAAAGAAGCUGGAACCUGAAAUGAUUGACCUCAUCAAGCAAAAUAGAAUUAAUUAUUUGGUAACAGGGACCAGAUUUAACAAGUUUACAUCCCGUGGCUUGACGCUGAUUAGAGUAAGGGAAAAGUUUUGGUUCUGCCGAUUAUCUCCAAAUGGAAAGGUGUUUCAUUAUGGCGAAUGUGAAGAAAAGGCAACACCACUCCCUGAGGAGCUCCCGAGCAAGAUAAACGUGGUUGAUAUUAAGGAUCUGCUUACAGGAAAGGAUUGUCCUCACAUGAAAGAAUCAAAGGGCAAGAAAAGCAGUGGCUCUUUAGCAUUUAGCUUGGUUACGGAGAAGGAGUCUUUUCAAACUGUUGACUUUGUCGCCCCAGAUAAACGUACAUUUGAUGUUUGGACCGAUGGGAUUAAUGCCCUGCUUGGGAAACCAAUGAAUAGCGAUGCUGCCAAAGAAGACCUUGAAACCUUGCUCCACAUGGAAAUUAAACUUAGACUUCUUGAAAUUGAAGGCCUGCCAGAAUUGCCACAAGUAGCUCCACCCAUUCCAGAACUUCCUCUAUCAUUUGACUUUAGUGCUUUGCAAGUAAAUGGAAAAUGAUGCGACACUAUUGCUGAUGAUGCAUCCUAUGCAUCACCGUCUAUUUUUGCAUAGCACAAAAAUUAACUACAAAAUGAAAAUGACGUACAGAUGAACAAAAGCAUUUUAUAUUUGCCAUUUUAGAUUUCGUAGUUUCAUACUAAACUUUUAUACCAUAUUUCGAAUGUUAAAUAUUACAAAUAAUAAAACUUGCUAGUCUUUGUGUAUGUAGACAUAACUUUAAAUUAAAAUAUAAAUAUCUUGA
Folsomia candida is the source of this 3248-nucleotide messenger RNA. It is a transcript of the gene Ced-12, whose product is annotated as engulfment and cell motility protein 2. Gene Ontology annotation, cellular component: plasma membrane. The transcript has 13 exons. The record is from RefSeq and is a predicted model, not a curated record. Bases 677 to 3004 code for a protein of 775 amino acids. Gene Ontology annotation, biological process: cell motility; actin filament organization. Lineage: Eukaryota; Metazoa; Arthropoda; Collembola; Entomobryomorpha; Isotomidae.